CCGCUUCUGUUUCCAGGAGCCGGUGUCUGGCCGAGGCAUCGGUGUGUGUUUCUCUCCCUUUGUGCUCCGCGCGUCUUCAUUUCACUCCUCUGUUUACAAAUAUUACAAGGAACGGUGGUUUUGCGUUGAAGAAUUCACAACUCGRUUUUAUUUUUUAUUUUUAUUGUUUGGCUGCUGUUUCACCCGGAACCACAACAACGACGCGGGAUUGUCUUUUUCUGUCUGGAUGAAAGGAUUCCUGCCGCAUUUUCGUCCUUCCUCCAACGUGGACUUUUCCACCAGAGUCACGCUGUCGGAAUAAAAAAAAAGCCACACGGAACCGGAGAAAGGACCGACUGUUUGCCUUUUUUUGUGUGUGGAUUAAAGGAAUGCUGCUGUCGAAGCUGGCCCACAUCUCCGCCGUAGAUAUGCCGGCGAAAAUCCAGCUCCAGGUUCAACAAGUGAAGGAGAAGGAGCCCUUUGAGAAGCUUUAUCAGGUCGGCGCCGUGAUGGGCAGCGGCGGCUUCGGCACCGUCUACUCCGGUACGAGGACAUCCGACGGAGCUCCGGUCGCUGUCAAACAUGUCGCGAAGGACAGAGUCACGGAGUGGGGAGAGCUGCCCAGCGGCGCCCGGGUGCCUAUGGAGGUCGUGCUGCUGAGGAAAGUGGGAACGGGCUUCCGCGGCGUCAUCAAGAUGCUGGACUGGUUCGAGCGGCCCGACAGCUUCAUCAUCGUGAUGGAGAGGCCCGAGAACGUCAAGGACCUGUUCGACUUCAUCACGGAGCGGGGCGCCCUGCCCGAGGAGCUGGCGCGGAGCUUCUUCCGCCAGGUGCUGGAGGCCGUGCGGCACUGCCACGGCUGCGGCGUGGUGCACCGGGACAUCAAGGACGAAAACAUCCUCAUCGACCUCCGCACCGGCGAGAUGAAGCUCAUCGACUUCGGCUCCGGAGCCCUGCUCAAAGACACCGUUUACACCGACUUUGAUGGCACAAGAGUGUACAGUCCACCCGAGUGGAUCAAAUAUCACCGCUAUCACGGGCGCUCCGCCACAGUGUGGUCCCUGGGCGUCCUGCUGUACGACAUGGUGUGCGGGGACAUCCCCUUUGAGCACGACGAAGAGAUCGUGAAGGCUCAGGUUCUUUUCCGUAGGAGGGUUUCAGCAGAAUGCCAGCAGCUGAUUAAGUGGUGUUUGUCCCUGAGGCCCGCCGACCGCCCGUCCCUCGACGACAUCCUCAACCACUCGUGGAUGCAGAACACGGCCCCCUCGGUGGUGCCGGCCACCGUGCAGACGGGCGCCGUGCAGGCCGAGAAGACCACGGCGGAGAUCCGGCUGCACAGCAUCGGCCUCGAGCCCGCCGCCUUCACGCCCACCCCCGUGGCCGUGGCUCGGUGAUGGCAGCGAACCGGACUGUGCUGAUUCAAAGAGACUAUUGCAAAAAGGAAAAAAUGAAAAUGUAAUAGACUUUUUAAGCAUAGAGAGGGAAAACCGUAGAAUGUGUGCGAGACCACACGUUCCAGUGGGGGCCGCGGCGGACCGCCACCCUGUGGUUUUCUGGUUUUAGCCUCUCCAACUCAGCUGCUUGAUGCUGAUCAGCUGCUGACAGCGCCACGGUACCGUCCUCGCCGGACUCGGACGGGGUCCGCGGGUGUUCCUCGAUCCGUGUGAGAGGGCGAGCGCCUGCGCCGAGCGUGCUGGCGUUAGCGGGCGGUCCCGAGUGACGUAACGACAUCCUGCUCUCUUCCUGUAGCUCUGAAGAGCCGAGGUGUUUGUUAAAAAAACAAAAAGUGCCUUCUGUGAAACUGUUUAGGUGGGGAACCUGAAAAUACUUGAAUUUGUUGUUGUUGUUUUUUUCGCGCUCUCGAACACGACUUUUUUUGUUGUUGUUGUUGUUGUUGACCGUUCUUUCCUCUCGCGGGCCUAGAUCAGUAAAGCCCACGCCACUCACAACCACUACCAUCACCACUACUCUUAAUGUCAUUAGCAAACAGACGACCUCAUAGCUCCGGCAGCGACUCGUGCAGACAAAUCGUUCAAAACAAGAGAGAAACACUGGACUUACCUCAGUCUAUUUGCUUUUAGCAUCACCUCUACUCUACGACCUGUUCUCCUACUCAUUCACGUCAACCUGAACGCAACACAGCAAUGCAAACGUGAAACACACGAAACAUCCUCUGCUCUUUGAAAAACGCUUCUUUUUCACCGUUUUUUAAACCGUGCCUCACACAGGUCUUAAAUAAAACACGGGCGACAAGAAUUGUAAAUAAGAAAGAUAUUUAUUAAAGCUGUGACUCUGAUCUCACAGGCAAUGAGUUUUGUUUUUGUUUUUUUUUGCAGAGUUUAUUUAUUUAUUUAUGAGAGAAUAUUUGGCUGUUUAUGAAUGUCUAUAUUUCAUUCCACAGUCACUGAAGGACCCGCAGAUUAUUUAAGACAAAAGCAAAAGUGGAUUUUUUUUUUAACCAUAUUUAUGGCUUGAUUUGUUUUUCUUUAAAGAGCAAGAUGUGUGUGUUUGUGUAAAUAAAGUGUAAAUAGUCCCAAAGCACUUCUGUCUCGAUGUAUGUAAACAUCUAACGUCUACUGAUGGUAACUGGUGUCGUGCUGUCUUCUGAAUGGUGUGUGUGUGUGUGUGGUGUGUGUGUGUGUGCGCGUGCGUGCGCGUGCGUGCGCUGCAUGACCGCAGCUUGGAUUGUCAUUUUUUGUUUCAUUCACUGUGUUAGAAACUAUUUUUUUAUGAUUUGAAUAAAUAUUUUUUUAAACUGAA
Messenger RNA from Austrofundulus limnaeus, 2739 nucleotides. RefSeq names its product serine/threonine-protein kinase pim-1. Gene Ontology annotation, cellular component: cytoplasm. The record is from RefSeq and is a predicted model, not a curated record. The transcript has 6 exons. Bases 369 to 1373 code for a protein of 334 amino acids. Gene Ontology annotation, molecular function: ATP binding; protein serine/threonine kinase activity. Lineage: Eukaryota; Metazoa; Chordata; Actinopteri; Cyprinodontiformes; Rivulidae. Gene Ontology annotation, biological process: protein autophosphorylation; negative regulation of apoptotic process.